Molecule: messenger RNA, 1263 nt
Organism: Pecten maximus
Lineage: Eukaryota; Metazoa; Mollusca; Bivalvia; Pectinida; Pectinidae
Exons: 4
Coding region: 59-580 (173 amino acids)
Source: RefSeq, a predicted model, not a curated record
UUUUCAGGUGUGUUUGUACAUUCGACUGACGAACUAAAGUUCUGAUACAAUUAUCAACAUGCCGGUGCAUAUGGCUCUUUAUAUCAUCGCUGUCCUCUGUUUCAUUGAUCCAGGUUGGACGAUCGCUGAUGAUGGGAAUACACAUACCCAGCUACUUCAAAGGAUACUUAGUGCCCUGGAGGGAGAGAUCGCACAGCUUGAAGGCCAGCAUGUCCACAGGGAAUUAGAAGCAAACGAUGCUCUAGACGAUCAACUAGAACAACUGGCUCAGAUCCUUACACGUGGUAGCGACAAAAAGUUGACGAACCGGAAGUUGGUCAGUACAAAUGUCGAACAAGCGUCGUCUGAAGAAGAUAUUGAGAAGGGAGGCUCAGAAAUGACCAACGAGAACAAAGAUAUGGUGAAGAAACUGAUACUUUCGAUAGUGAAGAAGACCAAACACUGCGGUCCUCUCGGUGAGGGUGAAAUCUGUGCUGACAGUCACGACUGUUGCUGUGGAUACACGUGCUGGAAAUGGCGGUGUCGGGAUAAACAACAAACCAACCCAAACUGGUGGGACAACCUCCAUAACCGAACAUAGUUCAUUCUUUUAGCUCCAGAUUUAAACUGGCUUUAGGUCUCCACGCUCCGCGAAUGUCCAAUAAAGAAUUACCUGUGACAUGUAGGUGGAGAAUCAUUGGAUAAUUAAUUAAUUAUAUUCAUAAACAUUGUACAGGUAUACAUGUAUGUUAACGUUUCACUGGAAAUGUUUCUAUUUUUGGUAUAACGAUUUUAUCUGGUUUGAAUAUUAGAACCUUGAAAUAAAACUUAAAAGCACACAUGAAAGUGUAGUUAAUUCACAAGCUAAUCUACAUUGAUAAAGUACAUUAGGCAUUUAGUAAAUUAACAGAACGGUGGGAACAAUAAAAGUUUCGAUUGUUUACCUGACUAAAAUACACGUUAUUGAAUUUAGAUGUGAUUCAAACAAAAUAAAAAUCAAACACACACUACUGGAAACGUACAUACUUCAGCGCUCAUCUUACUUUAGUGCUCUCCACGCUAGAAGCAUUACGCUAAAUUAUGAAUGCGCAAAUUGCAUUUCUAUAUAAAAAAUCUGAGCGUGCCAAUUCAUCCACGAGCAAAUCUGUUAAAUACGCUAGAAUUUGAGUACGCCAUAUCAAGUAGGUUUACAGUAUGUGGCAUUAGUAACAAUAAAUCUAAUUGUGUUAUAUAAAUAUAUAUAUAUAUAUAUGAAUUAAAAUAUUACAAUAAAUGUCAUUCGUU